UUUCCGGUGUGUGUGGAAAUAAAUUUUGUUUCGAAAUUUUUAGUAUUUCAAAAUCUAGAUUCGGCACGAAACAAAAUUCGAAAGUUCUAAAAGAAUAAUGGAGUACGGAAUUGAAUUUUUUGCCCUUGCCCUGUACACUUGUGCCCUCAUGCUGAGCUGCAUCGCUGGAUAUGUCCGUAGAACUUGGCCGAACAUGGGCCGCUUGUACCAGAACCAAGUGAUGCCUGCGGUGUUCGGAGCUAAGAUGACACUCACAGAGCUUAAAUACUUCAAUGCGACGCAGACAGAUGGCCGGACUAUAGUGGCAUUCGAGCGCAAGAUCUACCAUGUCAAGGGCGAUUCGGAGUGUGUUUCGGUCAGCAGCCUCCGCCAUGUGGCUGUGACGGAGUUUUGCGGGGAAAAACUCUUAGAAGCGAGGCAUUCUUGUAUCGGCAUCGCAAUCGAUCGUCUGGGCAAGCCCUUGCUCGUUGAAAACAAAAGAAACUUGCAGAAUGAAGAUAUCUUGACCGAUCAAAUAAUAUUGGAUUGCUUCAAAGAAAGAUGCAAAACUAAAUCCAAUGAAUACGUAAUUCAGAACGCUUUAAAUUCAGCUCAAACGCCGACAUACUUCUAGAUUAAUAAAAUCACAAAUAAAUUUCGGAAAUCGAAAUUAAUAGAUUAA
Molecule: messenger RNA, 661 nt
Organism: Drosophila pseudoobscura
Lineage: Eukaryota; Metazoa; Arthropoda; Insecta; Diptera; Drosophilidae
Exons: 1
Coding region: 98-613 (171 amino acids)
Source: RefSeq, a predicted model, not a curated record